Molecule: messenger RNA, 4585 nt
Organism: Hypomesus transpacificus
Lineage: Eukaryota; Metazoa; Chordata; Actinopteri; Osmeriformes; Osmeridae
Gene: nr3c1
Product: nuclear receptor subfamily 3, group C, member 1 (glucocorticoid receptor)
Exons: 9
Coding region: 1003-3360 (785 amino acids)
Biological process (GO): nuclear receptor-mediated glucocorticoid signaling pathway; regulation of DNA-templated transcription
Cellular component (GO): nucleus
Molecular function (GO): DNA-binding transcription factor activity; nuclear glucocorticoid receptor activity; sequence-specific DNA binding
Source: RefSeq, a predicted model, not a curated record
GUUUUCAUCUGUAUUUGGUGUUUUUUUAUUUCCUGGCUCACGCAGAACAAACGUAAAAUAGUCUACUAAGCUACAAUGGAUCAAGCGGAAGGCAACAAGGAAAAAAAAUCGUUUCACAAAAAUGUUUAGCAUCGUUGAUGCAAUGAUGUACUUGAUGAGGACUCUACUAUACUCUACUGUACUCUAUUGUUAUCUGCUUACUCAGUUUAAGUCUUCUCUGUUCUCUUCUUUCCUCUCCUCCUUUCUCCACUCCUCUCUUUUCACUUUUCAUACCUCAUGGAAAGUUUAAGAAAGGUUGAGAUUUAUCUUUGUUAUUGCAAAAAAACUACAUUAUUGUGUGUGAGAAACAUUUCAAGGUGGUAUAAAAUGAUAUGUACUUUUCAAAGUCAAGACAGAAAAGGAAGAAAGGUUAUUUGUUAAAAUAUCAGAAAACAUACAGUUUGUAAGCCUGUCCAAAACGUGUUGAAUUAACAAUAGUCCAUUCCUCGCAGCAUCGUAGGCCUUUGUUUGAUCUGAAUGAAAAAUACGUUUGUGGUCUGACCUCGAAUGGGAGCGAUGUGGCAUGUUUACCAUCUGUAAGAUUGCAGUGAGCCAAUGCAACUACAGUGUUUCUCUUUGUCGAAAGAGGGCGUUGCAGCAUGCAGGAUGUGACAGGUCAAGCCCAGCGCUCGGGCCGUGCUGUCAGAUCUCCAUUUUGUAUGUUUUUCCUAGAGGUUAGCGCCUACUUUUCUCUUGGCUAUGAACCGUGUCAUAGCAUGCAGGCUACUUAAGUAGUUAGCGAAUUCUUUGCAUUUCGUAUGCAUUUUGCUGUCGAUUUCCUCGACGUGGAUUAAAUGAUUUUACUUCGAUAAUAGCUGUCCAAUCUAAUCUUAUAUCGAGGAUCUGCAAAUAAACACGCAGUUUGGUGCUACUUAUACCUAGCAUUAAGUAGUCCAUAACCAAAACAAUGUCAGACGAUGCAUGGACUCGCAUCAACUACCAAUCGUUUGACGGGACCAAAAGAUGGAUGAAGGAGGAGUAAAGAGGAGAAAGAGUACCAGAGAUGCCCAUCUGAGCACGCUGGUGUACAGAGAGAGCCCUGCUGAGGGAGCCCCACUGAGAGUCACUCCUCGCAGUGCCAUGUCCGUAGCCUCCGCCACGUCUGUUGGGCUUCCGUCCAGCCUUCUCAUGCAGCCCGGAGACGUGCUCAACGGCCUCAGCACCAGCCCCCUCCCAGAGGAGCUCACCACAGGCUCUGUCACAGCCUCCGUCGGCCUCUACGUGGAAGACCUGGAGCUCAAGGGGCAGCGGCCCCAGCAGCAGCUGCAGUUUCCCCCACAUCAGGCUCAGAGCCACGCCUCAAGCUCCCUGGGUCUCUGUGCUGCGGGGGAGAACUUCUCCCGGCUGGAGGCUAGCAUUGCUGACCUCACCAGUGCCUCCCCUUCCAUGGAGUCUCUGAUAGGGGGAUCCGACCCCAGCCUGUUCUUGAAGACUGAGGACUUCUCCAUGGAUAAAGGAGACCCCAUGGACCUAGAUCAUGACGCCUUUGGGCACAGGGACGUUGACGUGAGCCAGAAGCUGUUCAACGACAACACCCUGGACCUGCUCCAGGACUUUGAGCUAACCGGCUCGCCCUCAGACUUCUAUGUAGGGGACGAUGCGUUCCUCUCCACCUUGGGGGAUGACGACUCCCUGAUGGGGGAGCUGAGCUCUGAGAGGGACAGUAAGCCCUCCCUGGCUGAGCCUGGAGGAGGGGGCGGCUCCUCUGGCCUGAACGGCAGCAGCCUCACACCUUCUCAGGAUGAGUCCAACUCAAGCACGUCCACCUCCACCACGCCCACGCUCAGCGCUGCCCUGGUGGUGAAGAAGGAGAAGGACGCUGGUUUUCUGCAGCUGUGCACCCCAGGGGUGAUCAAGCAGGAGAAGACAUCUGCUGGGCGCAGCUACUGCCAGAUGAGCAGUGGCUCCACCUCGUCGUCCUCCUCCGGCCUCCCCAGCCCCAUCUCCAUCUGUGGGGUAAGCACCUCCAGCGGGCAGAGCUACCACUUUGGGGUGAGCUCCUCCAGCCCGGCCUCCAGCUCCAGCAGUGGAGGCGCUCACAAGGACCAGAAGCCCGGGUUCAGCCUCUACCCUGCAUUGACGACCAUCGGGGAAGCCUGGAGCAACCGGACGCCAGGCUACGUGGACGCCUCAGGAAUGCAGAGGGGAGAUGGCUUCUCCAGCUCCCCCGCCUCCUUCUCGGCUGGCUUCUCCAGUUCCACCUCCAGGCAGGAGGGGGGCGUUGUGUCUCAGAGCAAGGCCAGUGGCACCAAGGUCUGCCUGGUGUGCUCAGACGAGGCGUCGGGCUGCCACUAUGGGGUGCUCACCUGCGGCAGUUGCAAGGUCUUCUUCAAGAGAGCUGUGGAAGGUAUGGUCGCAAGAGGACAACAUAAUUACCUGUGUGCUGGGAGGAACGACUGCAUCAUCGACAAGAUCAGACGGAAAAACUGUCCAGCCUGCCGAUUCCGGAAGUGUCUAGUGGCAGGAAUGAACCUGGAGGCUCGUAAGACCAAGAAGCUGAACCGUCUGAAGGGGAUCCAGCCUAGCGCCCCUGCGGAGCUCAGCCCGCCCCCCCUGCCCGAGGCCCGUUCCCUGGUGCCCCGGUCCAUGCCCCAGCUCAUCCCCACCAUGCUGUCCCUUCUCAAGGCCAUUGAGCCAGACACCAUCUAUGCCGGCUACGACAGCACGGUGCCCGACACCUCCACGCGACUCAUGACCACCCUGAACCGGCUGGGAGGCCGGCAGGUCAUUUCUGCUGUCAAGUGGGCCAAGGCCCUGCCAGGGUUCCGGAACCUUCACCUAGACGACCAGAUGACGCUGCUGCAGUGUUCCUGGCUGUUCCUCAUGUCCUUUGGGCUUGGCUGGAGGUCUUACCAACAGUGCAACGGAGACAUGCUCUGCUUCGCUCCUGACCUCGUCAUCAAUGAGGAGCGUAUGAAGCUGCCUUACAUGGCAGACCAGUGUGAGCAGAUGCUGAAGAUCUCCAGCGAGUUUGUCAGGCUGCAGGUUUCUCAUGAUGAGUACCUGUGUAUGAAGGUUCUCCUGCUGCUCAGCACAGUGCCAAAGGACGGCCUGAAGAGCCAGGCGGUGUUUGAGGAGAUCCGGAUGUCCUACAUAAAGGAGCUGGGCAAGGCCAUCGUGAAGCGUGAGGAGAACUCCAGCCAGAACUGGCAACGCUUCUACCAGCUCACCAAACUACUGGACUCCAUGCAUGAGAUGGUGGGCGGUCUUCUGAAUUUCUGCUUCUACACGUUCGUUAACAAGACCCUCAGUGUGGAGUUCCCUGAGAUGCUGGCGGAGAUCAUCAGUAAUCAGUUACCAAAGUUCAAGGCUGCAGUGUGAAGCCUCUGCUCUUUCACCAGAAAUGACUGUGACCCCCCCAGCGCCCCAACACAAUGCCUUAAAGUCCCCCAGCACCCCACCAGGAGCACUCCACUGGGGGCAGGAGCACACUCAGAGGAGAGAGAGAGAGACCGACAGAGACCGACAGAGACCGACAGAGACCGACAGAGACCGACAGAGACCGACAGAGACCGACAGAGCGAGAGAGGAGAAAGUGUGGGGAGAACUAUGCAAUGAGAUGGGAGGGUCAGGGGUUGAUCACAGGAAGCAGAGAUUUGUAGAGUGAGAGAAAGCGUGAGAGAGCACAGUGUGUUUAUGUUCUAAAUGGUCUCAGUACAGUAUGAAACAUUUUGGAAGGAUCUAAUUUACAUAAUCCACAUAAUCAACCAUGAAAUAAUCUAACCAUCUAUGUUAUCUCAGGAUUCUGACAUAACGAUAUCUAUAAGUAGAUCAAAUAAGUAUCUGUGUACAGGUAAUUAUUAUAUUUUUUACAUUACUCGAUUUACAGUAUGUCAUAGUUUAAACAGUUUCACAGAUCAAAGUUAGAUGAGCAAAGGUAAUUUCUAUAUAACUUGCUGUCAAUACUUUCCACAACUCGUAGACCCUUGUCUUCUGGGAGGGUUCUGACACCAGACAGCAGCUGUGUGUAAACAUUCAAAUGCUUUUCUCUUUUUUUCAUGUGGGUUUUUAGAGAUUACUUUUUGUAGAAAACGUUCACCCCAGUCAGAUACAACUUCUCACAUGCUAAUUGCAAACAGGUUUACACGUCUUUUAUAAAAGGGAAAAAUGUGCCUUUUUCAGCUCAGUCGGAUUUUAUCCAUCCUAACCCAUCCACCCUCCUAAACUCUUUAAGGCUGGUUUCACUUUGUUCCAUCUAAACCCACCAUGUCCAUCAUUGUAUGUGAUUGUAUUUUGAUAUGACAUGCAGUUCCACAUUUCCUUCUUGUAAACAGUCAUGUUGAAGUUGGCAGCUUGGUGUUACUGUGUGAACUCUUAACAAGUGAUUCUUAUGAAUGGGUAGAUAUAGUUCUCCACACUAUACCAAGCCACUCUGCUCUCUGAAACCCUUUUCAUACUAAAUAUGCUGUUAAGCCGCCACCGCCCCUCACUAUGAAAAGCUUUAAAAGAGAAUGAUACCAUAUACCAGUGUUUCCCAACCAUUUUUCAGUCAUGGCACCCUUAGAAAAGUUUCAAAAUGCUGUGGCACCCCCCCCCCCCCCCCCCC